Molecule: messenger RNA, 2836 nt
Organism: Larimichthys crocea (large yellow croaker)
Lineage: Eukaryota; Metazoa; Chordata; Actinopteri; Sciaenidae
Product: dipeptidyl peptidase 4
Exons: 26
Coding region: 212-2428 (738 amino acids)
Biological process (GO): proteolysis
Cellular component (GO): plasma membrane
Molecular function (GO): serine-type endopeptidase activity; dipeptidyl-peptidase activity
Source: RefSeq, a predicted model, not a curated record
CAAGCAGCCGCACACUUCCUCAAAACACUGGAACAGCAUCAAACCUGACGAACUUUACUCCACUGGACAUUUAUUGUCCCACCUUUGAGACUUUGACUUGAGAUAAUAUUUAACAGCCAGCCGCAUAACUUUAGUCCUCUCCGCGCGUUGGAUCGAUGGAGUUGUGAUUCGGACGGAUAUUGGUUAGACACUUCACCAAAGCGCACAGACAAUGGUUUCCAUCGCAAAGGUGCUCCUCGGAGUCUUUGGUGUGGCAGUCGUCGUCAUUCUGAUAGCGGUACCCACAGCUAUAUUCCUGAAAGAGAAGGAGGAGGCCAACCAGAGAACUUUCACCCUGGAGGAUGUCUUCAACAGUACACUCAAACCAAAGUCCUAUGGCAUGAGAUGGAUCUCAGAUAGUAAGUAUCUGAAGAAGUCCCAGGGCUCAGUCUUUGUCCAUGACGUUCUCACAUCAGAGUCUUCAGUUUUCUUGGCCAAAGAAUACUUUGAUGAAAAAAAUGCUUAUGAUUACCAGCUGUCUGCUGACCACAGAUAUGUUGCAUUCAUGAGCAACCAUUCCAAGCUGUGGAGGCAUUCAUUUACAGCUUCAUACUCACUCUUUGACCGGGAAACCAAUAAGUUUAUAGCCCCUGACAUUCCUCAUGAAGUGCAGUACUUUGCCUGGGCUCCUCAAGGGAACAAACUGGCUUAUGUAUGGAAGAAUAAUGUGUACAUAAAGACCAGCCCUGGGUCGCCGCCACAGCAAGUCACUUUCAACGGGGAGGACAAUGAGAUUUUUAACGGGGUUCCAGAUUGGGUGUAUGAGGAGGAGAUGUUCUCAACCAAUCAGGGUCUCUGGUGGUCACCUGGAGGAAGGCACGUGGCUUAUGUUGAGACCAACGACACUGAGGUCCACACCAUAGAGUACUCGUGGUACGGCGAUAAGCAGUACCCCAGCACUGUUUCCAUUCCAUACCCAAAGCCAGGUACUCCCAACCCGACUGUGAGACUGUUUGUCGUGGACACUGACAACACAACAAAAAUUACUGAGGUUGUUGUUCCAGCCCCAUUUGGCUCAGGCGAACAUUACCUGGCCUCAGUGACUUGGGUGACAGAUGAUCGUAUUGCCGUCCAGUGGCUAAAGAGACUACAAAAUGACCUUCUCCUCCAAAUCUACAGAUUGAAUGGAGCUGCAUGGGAUGAAGUUGAGCGACUGUCCGAGAUCAGUCCCACUGGUUGGAUUGGGCGGUUCUCUCCACCAGAACCGGUUUUUGCUCCAGACAACAGUUAUUACCUGAUAAGGAGCGACAGCAAAGGGUACAAGCAUUUACACCAUGUGGUCAACGGCAAGCCUACACCUAUCACCUCAGGAGAAUGGGAGGUCAUUGACAUCCUGAAAGUACUUGCAGAUAGUGUAUAUUAUUCAAGUAACCAAGAGGGCGGCAGGCCAGGAGGAAGGAAUGUCUACAAGUGGACUAAAGAAAAGGGGUCCCAAUGUCUGACUUGUGGGUUACAUGAAAAAAACUGUAUGUAUAACUCAGCCUACUUCAGCCACAAUGCCUCCUUCUACCGUGCGAGCUGCAGUGGUCCUGGCAUUCCUUACCAUUCUCUCUUUAACAACCAGAAUAAUAAAGUGGAGGAUUUGGAGGACAAUAAGGCAUUUAGCAACCUGAUAUCUGACAUCCAAAUGCCCACCAUGGAGCGAGCCACCAUCACAAUCGCUGGAUUCAAACUCUGGUACCAGAUGUUUUUGCCUCCAGGAUUUGAUAAAUCCAAGAAGUACCCUUUAUUGAUAGAUGUGUAUGCUGGUCCCUGCAGUCAGAAAGCAGACUAUAUCUACAGGGUGAGCUGGUCCACCUACCUGGCAAGCACUGAGAAAAUCAUCGUCGCCAGCUUUGACGGAAGAGGAAGUGGUUACCAAGGCGACAAGUUAAUGCAUGCAAUCUACAAACGUCUGGGAACCUAUGAGGUGGAAGAUCAGAUAACGGCAGCCAGGGAAUUCAUCAAGAUGGGCUUCAUUGACAAAGACAGAGUGGCUAUUUGGGGCUGGUCUUAUGGUGGAUAUGUGACGUCAAUGGCCUUGGGCUCUGGAAGUGGAGUUUUCAAAUGUGGAAUGGCGGUCGCUCCAGUCUCUAAAUGGGACUAUUAUGAUUCCAUCUACACGGAGCGUUACAUGCUGGAGCCUAAACAGAAUCAUGCAUUCUACGCUAACUCAACAGUAACCGGCAGAGCCAAGAAUUUCCAUUCAGUGCAGUAUCUUCUGGUUCAUGGAACAGCUGACGACAACGUUCAUUUCCAGCAGGCAGCCGAGAUCUCUGAAGCUCUGGUGGAGGAGCAGGUGGACUUUGAGGCGAUGUGGUACACAGAUAAGGACCACGGGCUCAGCGGCUCAGCCUAUCCACACGUCUACACCCACAUGAGCCACUUCCUGCUUAGGUGCUUUGCAUGAAGUCCACUGGAUCGCCAGGAACUCUUUGUAUUGCCUCAUGUGAAUUAAAAUAAAUCUUUUUUUUUGGGAGGGGGGGAUAAAUGUUUAAUUGUAAAUAAAGGUUUGAUUAUUCAUGCUACAAAUUUCAGGAGAAAAUUGUGAGAGGAAACUUAAUGAGUCAUUCUGUGUCUGUGAAAUUGUCAGUCAGAAAAAAAAAAAACUUGACCUAUACGAACAUAUCUGUAAUAAUUAGAUGGUUGAAAUUGAAACUGUACUGUACUUGGAUAUAAUGAAUUUUUACAGUGUUUUAAUUAUGAAUUGCGACAUAAUGCACCACAGUAAUUUUAUACAGUUUUACAAAAUCUGUGACUUGUGACUGUUCGAUGUAACUGUUUUGUAAAAUAAUAAAGAAUCAAAUUUAAAAAAAAA